UGCUUCCCUGACCCCGUAGUGGCAGCUUCAUCUUCAGCUCUUGGCCAGUUCAAAACAGACGCUGAGCUCUGGCCCGGCUGCUUAGUCCACCUUCAGGCCAUCUGCUGCGGACUGGGCUGAAGCCUGGGGACCCUGCUGCCAACAUCUGGGGGCAGGAUCAUGUCUGCUAACAAAGGCUGGUGGGUGCCACCCCAAGGUGAAGACAGCGUGUCUGAUAAGUUCCUGAGGAAGACCAGGGAGUCUCCACUGGUGCCUAUAGGCUUAGGAGGCUGCUUAGUGGUGGCAGCAUACAGGAUUUACCGGCUGAAGGCUCGUGGCUCCACCAAGAUGUCCAUACACCUGAUUCAUACCCGCGUGGCAGCGCAGGCCUGUGCUGUGGGCGCCAUCAUGCUAGGAGCUGUGUACACCAUGUACAGAGACUAUAUCAAGAGAGCAACACAGGAUGCGGGGGAGAAGUAGGUUUCUACAGCAAGGGCAGUCAGACCCUCACGUCAAUCCCUGGUAUGUUCCUAAUAAAGGAAUUUUGCAGAAAA
Messenger RNA from Pipistrellus kuhlii (Kuhl's pipistrelle), 533 nucleotides. RefSeq names its product HIG1 hypoxia inducible domain family member 1B (gene HIGD1B). The record is from RefSeq and is a predicted model, not a curated record. Bases 160 to 459 code for a protein of 99 amino acids. The transcript is spliced from 4 exons. Lineage: Eukaryota; Metazoa; Chordata; Mammalia; Chiroptera; Vespertilionidae. Gene Ontology annotation, cellular component: mitochondrion. Gene Ontology annotation, biological process: mitochondrial respirasome assembly.